AAGCUUCAUUGUCAACGUUUCGGCGCGUGGGUGGGGAGCUCCAAGCCCCCGAAUGUUUGCAUUUGAAUGACGAAACAACGGCUGAGUAGUCAGUCGGUCGAAAGAAAAUCCAUAAAUUGAUUAAAGUGCGCGAUAUUGUUCGUAAAAAAAUAGUGGAAAAUAUUGUUAUAAUAGAAAACAUUCAAAAUGCUGCUCCCUGCGGCUAACUCGGCAAGUCCUAACAACUGGCGACGUCUCUGGGAAAUGCUUAUGUCGCCCAUAACACCAAGAAAUCUGCGCACAACAGCGCUUCUGACGAGCAUCUACCAACUGCUCAUCGCGCACUGCAUUCUAUUCCUGGUAUUACUGUGCCUGGCGCAUGCCGAACAAAUGCGUCACCUAUUGGAUCUGGACAUUUUGGAUCAGAAGGAUAAUGGCUUCUAUAAUAUGUCGCCGUUUCACAACGAUGUGCGGCUACGCAGUGCAUCCGAAUUGGCAGAUGCUACCGAGAAUGCAUUGUACGUACUGUCCGCUCUAACUGGGGUCUACGCGCUCGCUGCCAUAGCCCUCUUUAUUGGCGUCUAUCAGAAUCGUCCGGGACUCAUCAUUCCAUGGCUGCUGAUUGAAUUUUUGGGCAUGAUUGCCGCAGCAGUGUUAAUUUUCAUGCUAAAGGAUACCAAGUUGCCGCAAAUCUUUGGUGGACAGACUUUCUAUUUUGUGAUCUGCUAUUCGCUGGUCUGCAUGGAUGGGUUCAAGUGGUACGUCAUGCAUAGCUUUUACCAGAGUCUGCGCACCAUGAAUAAACUACGAGAGAUCGCUACCGUGGCCAUUCCCUGCCCAGCACCGGGCGCUAUACCCUAUCAUUUUCGACGUGAGCACAUGAGCAAUGGAUAUAAGCACAUUUUAACCGACUCACCCGAUGGCCAGUGUUAGAUCAACUACCAGCGCCUCAUCUGGAUUAUAGCUACGAUCCCCAAAACUACUUACUAUCUACAACUUCCAGCAUGAAGUGUCUUAAAUUUUUUUUUUUUCGUCUCACUCGGCAAUGAAUCUGUUUUACUUAUCGCUUUUAGCAUGCAUAGUACAUAUAUAUUUUCUUGGAACGUGUGUGAUAUGGGAAUAACAGAGAAUACUAUUUUGUGUAAUUUGCAUGAUUUUUAGAUAAUUACAUACAUACAUAUAUACAUAUACGUAUGUAUGUAUAUAGUAGUAAGUACUUGAACGCAAUUAAAGUGAGGCAUAUAUACUCGUACAUACAUAUUUAGGAAAA
This is a messenger RNA of Scaptodrosophila lebanonensis, 1249 nucleotides long. RefSeq lists its product as uncharacterized. The transcript is spliced from 4 exons. The record is from RefSeq and is a predicted model, not a curated record. The coding region runs from base 187 to 912 and encodes 241 amino acids. NCBI's taxonomy places the organism in Eukaryota, Metazoa, Arthropoda, Insecta, Diptera, Drosophilidae.